Molecule: messenger RNA, 1288 nt
Organism: Strongylocentrotus purpuratus (purple sea urchin)
Lineage: Eukaryota; Metazoa; Echinodermata; Echinoidea; Camarodonta; Strongylocentrotidae
Product: somatostatin receptor type 5-like
Exons: 1
Coding region: 155-1213 (352 amino acids)
Biological process (GO): G protein-coupled receptor signaling pathway
Cellular component (GO): membrane
Molecular function (GO): G protein-coupled receptor activity
Source: RefSeq, a predicted model, not a curated record
GGUUGCGUGGACUUUUGGAGCACUGGACAGUCUGCAGGAUAUUUGGAAAGAGGUUGUUAAUCAGUGCAUGUGUUGAGGCGACCGCUCUUGCAAUCUUUUUUGCUUAUACGAAUUUUAGUGUCUUUUUUGCACGUGUCUCCGUGCUUCGUUAAAAAUGGCAAACUGCACAGUCUUAUCAAAUACCAGUGACCAAUGGACUCUCAUUGGUGAUCCGUUCCCUCCUUACGACUAUAUCUUAUGCCUCCUCAUCGUAAUUGGCAUCGUAGGCAAUUCUCUCGUCAUCUUCAUCAAGAUUCGCCACGGAGGAUCGCGCAGUGGCGGCGGUGUGACGGAGACCAACCGCCUCGUCAUCGGUCUAGCCACGGCGGACCUUCUGACCGCAGUAUUUCUGAUACCGGUACCGGAGUACGUGAACGUACCACGUAACGCCGCGGGAGAGUUCUAUUGUCGCGUUCUCGAGUCGAAGGUUUUGGCGUGGAUCUGUUUCAUUGCGUCGGUGUAUACUCUCACCACGAUAUCUGUAGAACGUUUUCUCGCCGUGGUCUACCCGUACUACUACAGGGUAUGGGUUAAGAAACAUCAUGUCAAGUACUCAUUUCUUGCCAUAUGGAUCUCUGCGUUUGUCAUCAACAUUUACAGCAUCGCUUUUCAUACCAUUGACGAAUGCGGCAGAUGCGAUUCAAUAUACCCAUCGACCCGCUCUAGACGAGUCAACGGCGUUUUCAUUUUCCUAAUCGAGUUUUUAGGUCCCUUGUUCAUCAUGACUUACACAAGUAUCAGGGCUAUGUGUGUUCUUCGAAGAAGUGCUGUAAAGGACGCGGAUGAAAGUUCUAGAUCCAUUAGAAGGCAGUCGACACAGCUUGAGAUGCUACGGCGCCGUUAUACCAAGAUGUUCAUCUUCAUCUUCGCGUCUUUUAUGAUCCUCUGGACUCCUGAUCAGCUGGCGUUCUUGCUCUACAACUUGGGCGUCCUGAGUGACCAAUUCACCGGUACCAAAGCUUACAAGUUCGUCAUCAACCUUGCCUUCUUGAAUGCGGCCACGGCCAACCCCAUCGUGUACUCGCUUUGCUUGCCUUCUUUUCGCCAGGCUGUUAAAGAUCUUCUAAUGUGUAGAGGCAUGCAGAGAUCAGCAGAUCCGUUGACGGAUCUAUCAUUCAGUACAGAAAGGCGACCUACCACUGCAACUGGUCCGACAUCGAAAUCCAAGGAAUGAUGUGUCAAACGCAGACAUAUUAUUUUCACAGCACUUCCCAAUAUAUUUGACGUCGUAGAGGCAGUGGCGGAUCCA